CGCUCGAUUAUCGUCAAAUCUACGAACAACAACUUUGGUUAACGCAAUGGACACCACGGACCAAUCUGUUUCGUACCUCGACAGCAUGUCCGGUAGCGACGAGGCGUACCCCUUUGACGACGAUGAUUUGUUAGGCGAGGUCGACGGCAGUGACUACAGUGAUUCCUUCUCCGGGUCAGAAUUCGUCGAGUGUACUGAAAUCAGCGUCGGAGGCGAUGCUACCUAUUGCAUCGAAGGCCUCCCGUGCAGCGGCGACGGCGAGAAGCCUACUGGGUAUUACUGUCCAUUGAAGGGUGAUGUCGCCGUUGCUGAUUGUCUUGACGAUAUGCCGAGCUAUCUGAACGGCGAAUGCGUCGCUCCGCGUGAUAGUGUUUGCCACAAACUUGACACUGAAUCGUGGGGCUGCGUAUGGGACGAAACGAAGGAAUCAACACUAAACGUGGGCUCUAAGCCAACUCCUUCACCAACUGAUACCACUGAAGACCUAUUAAUUGUGACCCCCUCCCCGACCGAGACAAUGGACUACCAGGAUUCGGCGACUCCUGCGCCUACCGAAUCAACGACUGACCAGGACGACUGCACCGAGGUGAGUGUUGAAGGUGACGCCACCUACUGCCUCUCAGUUGCCAUUUGCAGUGGAGAUGGAGAUGAACCUGUAGGCGAGGGUUGUCCUUUGUCGGGCGACGUGGCAGUCGGUGAUUGCCACGACUAUCUCCCGAGCUAUGAUAUGGGUAAGUGCGUGGCCCCUAAGGACAGUGUGUGCAAGAAGAUCGAGUCGGGCGCCUGGGGGUGCGUGUGGGGCAGUCCCGACACAGCGUCAUCGUAUACUAUUGAGACGGCCAAUGCGAGUGCAGCAGACACCGCUGUAAGCAACGCCGCGCCCGUAGCCGGCAUCGUUGCCGCUGUCGCGAUCGCGGGUGUGAUCGUCAGUGUCGCUGUUGUUUGGUCUCGUCACAAACGUCACAAUCGGCGCAGACGCCACGCAGACGUCCAGAUGGACGCCAUUCUCACGCCGCCGAGCUCGACACGCAACGCGAACUUCCACCGCGUGUAG
Molecule: messenger RNA, 1054 nt
Organism: Phytophthora infestans T30-4
Lineage: Eukaryota; Oomycota; Peronosporomycetes; Peronosporales; Peronosporaceae
Exons: 1
Coding region: 47-1054 (335 amino acids)
Source: RefSeq, a predicted model, not a curated record